Molecule: messenger RNA, 4485 nt
Organism: Lodderomyces elongisporus
Lineage: Eukaryota; Fungi; Ascomycota; Pichiomycetes; Serinales; Debaryomycetaceae
Exons: 2
Coding region: 1-4485 (1494 amino acids)
Source: RefSeq, a predicted model, not a curated record
AUGAGUAUCGUCAAUGAAGGAGUUAACAAUUCCAGUAAGACCAGGUCCGUUGUUCGACACAAUCUUCACCCUGCGGCAUUAAUCAGAAACAUUGUCAAACGAAUACCCAGGAACUUGCCGUAUUAUGGCAACACCAGAGUUCGCAUAGAUAAGAUUGAUCCCAUAACCAACGAGUUACUGAAAUUACGACCACACGGCUCACUGCUUAAAAUCACGAAAGUAGUGGAAGACCAUGUAUCUUUAUACUCCGCAAAGCUACAGGAGUUAUUAUACUUGGUUCUUGAUGAGCCAAAUUUAGAUGACAAUGCUCGAAUCAAAAUUGAACAAUCGCUCAGUGAUCUUUUGUCAUACUUACCUCGAGUGAGUAAUAAAGAUUAUAACGAGUUUAAGAACGACAAUAACGGUAACAUUAAGAAUAACAAUACCAAUACCAAUACCGAUAACAAAAACAAUAAUAGGGACAACAAGAAUAGCAAUAGCAAGGACAACAAGAAUAACAGUUUGGAUAACCAGAGCAAUAAGAGAAAAAGUUCAGAUGAUUCAAAUGCUGAGGAAAGCGUCAAUUGUCGGCUAAAGCAUAAUAUCCCCUAUCCCGAGAAACAAGAACUGUUCCCAACUUACCCAGCAGAUUACUUGUCUAAAAUUUUACUCGAUAAUUAUUUUGCAUUAACUAGAGUAUCGACUUCUUAUUUCAAUUUAUCAUUAAGCUCAGUAGUUACCAAGUAUAUCGUUGAGCUUAUCUACCAACUCAACUAUUGGGAGGUAGUUCACCUUGCCCACAUGAUUCCAGAAAUUCAAGAUUUUCUACAAUUGAUUGGGUUCGAAGUAGUUAGCACUUCGUUCGGCCCGAUUGUAAGACCCCCAGAAAACUAUCUUGAAGAUAAGAUGCUCCAAGGCUUACAAUAUCCGUUUCCAUACCCCUUUUACAAUUACAGUUACCAUUCAUUUGAUCCCGAUGUUGGAAAGAGGAAGAUGGAACUGGUUCGAAUUACGCCCUACAUUGAUAUCACAUUGAAAAAUACGGAUCUUCCACCAGUAAAGAAGAAACGUGGUAGAAAAUCAAAGAAGGCCUUAGAGCGAGAAGCAAAAGAAUUGGCCACGAGACAGCGAGAAGCAAAAGAAUUGGCUAUGAGACAACGAGAAGCAAAAGAAUUGGCUUUGAGACAGGCACACGUGAGAAAACUCCUUGAAACACACAAUAGGAAGAAGGAGGAACAAAAAGAUCAAGAAGAUCAAAAAAAAGAAGAAAAAGCGAAAAAAGCUGGAAGAGAAAAGAAUGGUUCAGAAAAACUGGAAGGAUCUUUGCAAAACUUUAGUAUUAUCGAUAGCUCUGAGCCAGAAACGGCAAAACGUACACUGGUUGAGGUUACAUCCGAACAGCAACCAAACCCUGCCUUAUCCAAAACAAUUCAAGCUCCAUCACAAGAAGAGAAGGAAAAGAAGGCAAAACGUGGUAAAUCUCGUGCUGGUACAAGUACGGGAACUAGAAAACAGUUGGAAGAUUUCAAACUCUCUUCACAACGAGAGGCUGCUCCAGAACGGUCUAUGAGCCAUUCUCCUAAUACCAAAUCUACUGCUACUUCUACUCCUACUGCCACUCCUACUGCCACUCCUGCUGCUACUGCCACUGCUACAGCAAACACAACCGCAACCAAUAUAACCAAUGCUACAGCCGUACCUGCAGCAGUAACAAAAAAUAAUGGUAUAGUCUCAGAUCUUUUCCCAAGUGUAACACCAUCAUCUGGUGGCGACAGAUCUUUUAUACUUAGCGACCAACUGGUGAAAGCCACUGAUCCAAUCAAGACGUCAUCUAUUCAAACCAAUGACUCCCUUAACCAAACGUACGCUCAACUGCAAGUACCUACACGAGUAUCUACACCGCAGUUUGUCACAAACUCAUACACACAUGUUUCUCAUCCUUCUUCACGAAUACACCCACAGCAACAAUUAUCCGCUGAUGAACAACGGUUGAUGACAAAAACGAAUGCUGCCAAUACUCACUUAUCGCCACAAUUUUCAUCUCCAUCAUUGCCACUCCCACCUGUGUUGCCACCAACACAACAGCAUCGAACUUAUUCGACACAAGGAGUGCAUCCACCGCUCAUACCACCACCUGUACUGGGAAUGACUUCGAACAAAAUCCCAUCUUCUCAGGUUGGUCGUCAAGAUAUACCGCUACUCAAUCCAAUUAAUAACUACACUCCGGUCAAAGAGGUUCAUGGCUACGAGCCUGCUCACUCUCAAACUCAAACUCAAACACAGGCACAGGCACAGGCACAAAGUCAGAACCAUAUUCAAAAGCAAAACCAAAACCAAAAGCAAAAGCAAAACCAGAGUCCAACUAUUUUACCUUCUUUUGCUAACUUGCAAGGAAAACUGUCAAUCUCAACUCAAACAAACAACACCACGAAUAUGAGUCAAAAUCCAGUAUAUGCAAAUCAGUAUUCCCAAUCUCCUUCCUUAGGUUCCCGCCAGUUUCUGCACCAACUGCAACUUCCAUCAAUAUCAGUAGGGACUUCACAGCAAUCAAGUCCGAUAGGCUCAGCAGUGCCUGUAAAUCAAGAGUUAUCCUUGCAGCAAACUAGAUCAAUUAGUUCACAGCUGCCAACGCAUUUGGCACAGCCUGUAUCUGAUAAAUCGACUUCUAUUGUCAGCUCAACGCCCUCCACAACGGCACAGAACAUAAAAGACCUGCAAACUGUUUCCAAUCCAGGCCCACAUGAAAUUGUGAUGAAGUUUGGUAAUCCAGACGAGGAAGUAAAACGAUUAGCACGGACCGGCACUAUUCAUCAAUGUAGACUUGUUGACCCCGUGACCAAAAGCGCAUGUCUCAAAAUAUUUUAUGGCAAAAAUGAACUUUUACGUCACCAGGAGUUUGUUCAUGCCACGAAAAAGAAGAUAUACAAGUGUAUUUAUUGUGAACGAAAUGGCUCUCGGGUGCAAAGCUAUCCACGUCAUGACUCUUUGGCAAGGCAUAUACGAAGAAAACAUGGUAUUACAGGCAAGGAGAACAAGAUGGCGGUGAAUUAUGCCAAAGAUAAUGUUGAAGUAAUGGAUGAAGGAGACAAUAAUGGCGAAGAAGGCGGCGCCAGUAUUGGGAGCGGCGAUAGCUCUUCUAGCAAGCCUUUGCAAACAGGACAUAAGUAUGAUUUGCAGCCAGGAGAGAUCCCAGCAGCAGAGGUACAGAAAAUGUUGCGUAAAGUUGAUAAACUAAAGACAAAUCCUCAUCUGUCUGAUUCUCCAUCACCCGCUUCAGCUUCUCUUUCUGGUUCGGCUUCAGUACAAGUUGGGGAGAAACAACCACAUGUACGUUCUCAAACACAUUCCCAGGCACAGGAACAGGCACAGAAUCUAGAACGUGAACAAAGACAGAGUUUUUAUUCAAAUGCCCCUUCGGUGUAUGUAGCGCCUACUCAGGAUCGACCACAAACGCCCACACAAGGGGUAACGCAAACAUCAAGUCAUCAAGAAACAACGUCACAAGGGCCGCAAGUGAAACGCCAAAAAGCUAAUGUAUUAAGAAAAGUAUCGCACAAUAAUGCAAGUACAAGUACAGGUACAAGUACAGGUACAAGUACAGGUACAGGUAAAAGUGAAACUGGAACUGUAACUGUAACUGGACCUGGACUUGGAAGUGUUGAAGCAGGAGCAGGCACGGUCGCAAGUAUUUCCGGAGGUCCUCCUGGCACACCCAGUGAAACAUCCAACACACAAACACAUCCACCUCACUCGCUUUCUGCAUUUGAAAAAUUUCAACAAGACCCAAGGUACAAGAUCCCAGAUACACCACCAUCAUUCCGCACUAUGUUUAUGCAAGACCAAUUGCCUGCCGACAUUCACAAAAAAUUUCCUGAUUUACCCAGGUUGCAGAAAAUUAGCUCUGCUGACCCCAAAAAUAAACAGUUUUCAAUAUUUUUAGGUCCCACAGCGCCAUCUCCAUUAACUUCAUCUCGAACUCAAAGAAGAUCUGUAUCACCUUCAACGCAAAGAAUAGGUCCACAUCCAGUCCCACAAGCUGCCUUUGAACACACAUUUGCUGUGCAACAUGAGCAGAAUCAAGGAGCGUCGCUUCAGCAACAGCUGCAACAUCCGCAACAAACACAAUACGCCGAAUAUGAUCAUCAUCAACUCCAGCCACAACCACAGUCCCAACCCCAACCCCAACUCCACCGUCCGCAACUUCUGCCGGUUAAUCAUAUGCAACAACUACGUCAGAUGCCACAUAUUCCGCAGUUGUCAAAUCAUUUUCCUCAUUCGCAACAGCAACAGCAUCAACAACAGCAACAGCAACAGCAACAGCAACAGCAACAGCAACAGCAACAGCAACAGCAACAGCAACAGCAACAGCAACAGCAACAACAGCACCAGCACCUGCAGCAACAGCAACAACAACAACACCAGCACCAACACCAACAGUCUAGUGAUCAAAGAUAUAAUGUCAAACUUCCGCUGAUACAAGACUUCAAUUCCGGAUUCCGCGGAUAG